Toxoplasma gondii ME49 is the source of this 510-nucleotide messenger RNA. RefSeq names its product LSM domain-containing protein. Gene Ontology annotation, cellular component: cytoplasm; U4/U6 x U5 tri-snRNP complex; U2 snRNP. Gene Ontology annotation, molecular function: RNA binding. The record is from RefSeq and is a predicted model, not a curated record. The transcript is spliced from 3 exons. NCBI's taxonomy places the organism in Eukaryota, Apicomplexa, Conoidasida, Eucoccidiorida, Sarcocystidae. The coding region runs from base 1 to 510 and encodes 169 amino acids. Gene Ontology annotation, biological process: mRNA splicing, via spliceosome.
AUGCCGUCGAAAAACGCUCGCCUUCAACAGUGGAUCAACUACCGGAUCCGCGUUUGUCUGCAGGAUUCGCGCAUGCUGGUGGGGAGCCUCUUGGCCUUCGACCGUCACAUGAACAUCGUCCUCGCAGAUGCGGAGGAGUUUCGCAAGUUGAAGAUUCGCCACAAACUCGCGGACGGGAAGCAUCAGACGGAGGAGAAGGAAGUGAAGCGAUCUGUCGGCCUCAUGAUGAUUCGAGGCGAGAACAUCCUCACUCUCACUGCUGAGGCGCCGCCCCCCGCGAAGCCGAAGACUGUCUCCGGACCGGUCGCGCCCAACGCAAUCCCCGGCCGCGGAGUUCCUGCGGGCCGUGGCGCGGCUCUCGCGCCGGUCGCGCCGGUCGCACCCGUCGGCCUCGCCGGACCUGUCCGCGGCGUCGGCGGACCGGCGCCGCAGCUCGUCGCCGCGCCUCUCGGUCGCGGCGUUCUGCCUGGCAUGUCCCUGGCGCGUCCGCCGCUGAUGCCUCCGCAGUGA